Messenger RNA from Pongo pygmaeus (Bornean orangutan), 4167 nucleotides. It is a transcript of the gene LOXL3, whose product is annotated as lysyl oxidase like 3. Gene Ontology annotation, biological process: inflammatory response; collagen fibril organization; peptidyl-lysine oxidation. Lineage: Eukaryota; Metazoa; Chordata; Mammalia; Primates; Hominidae. The transcript is spliced from 14 exons. The record is from RefSeq and is a predicted model, not a curated record. Gene Ontology annotation, cellular component: membrane. Gene Ontology annotation, molecular function: copper ion binding; protein-lysine 6-oxidase activity. Bases 1366 to 3687 code for a protein of 773 amino acids.
AGAGGGGGGUCCAGUCUCCCCUGGCCGAGCAUUUUUUUUUUUUUUUUGGAAGUCCUAGGACUGAUCUCCAGGACCAGCACUCUUCUCCCAGCCCUUAGGGUCCUGCUCGGCCAAGGUAGGGGGAGUCACGCUAACCGCAGAGGGAACGAGUAGGGGAUGGAAAGGAUGUGGAGGGACCAGGGAAAACGGGUGGUGUGGGAUGGAGUCGAGGGGAAGCCACCCAACUGAGAGUUUGAUUCUUGUCAAAGGGCAUGUGAGACAGAGUACACAGAGGAGGCACAUACAGGAGGCAGGGGCUACGGGUGUUCCGAACAGGGCCGCCAGGAGCGCCCUAAGGGAGGGGACUCCUCCGGGAGGCGCUACCCCUGGGUCCCCAAGCCAAAAUGUCCCCAGAACAAAGCUGCCUUGUUGGAUUGAUUGUUUGGGUUGGGGGAAGCAUGUUGACGGGGGCUUGCUGUAGAGGGGCUGUUCUCAGCCCUAGGCAGAGAAGGCCUUGGCUGAGGAGCCGUAGCGCCUGGCCUCCCGUUGCCCGGUGACAGCGAUGGGGGUGUUGGCAGGAGGCUGGGACAACUCUACCCCAUCCCCCGCCUAGCCUUGAGGCCUGGCCCUCCUGGGCCUCUUGACCCUGCAGGGCAUCUGAGAGCCUGUGUAUUGGGGAGGGCGUGCAGCAGGUUCUCCAGGCGAGCUUUGGUGCCAGCUUUCCCUGCCUGGGAAUCUGCUGGGUUAGGACUCUGGGCUCCCAUUCAGGGGAUCUGUGAUCCCAGGGCCGCCUAGGGCCCCUUACGUGCCUCUCUGCACAAUCAGUACAGCUGUCUGUCCUCCCUCUGAGUAAAUGGGGUCAUCUGGAUCCCUCCCACGUCCGCCCCUUGGCUCUUGUCAAUCCCUCUCCUCCUCACCCGCGGUGUGCUUGGUUCCCCUAUACUGAGUGCUUGGUUCUUUCCCUAUCAUUUUCUAUCCGUUGUCUCUCUCCUCUUUGUCUUUCUGGUUUUCUCUCUUUCAUUCCCACAGUCUCCCUUCCUCUCACAUCCUGUCUGUCUGGGUUUUCCUCUCUACGUGUCUCUUGCUCAGUCUCUGUCUCUUUUUAUUGACCCUUCUCUGACUCUCGGUCUCUCAUAGCUGUCUCUUAUCUCUGGGUCUUUCAGGCUGUGCCUCUAUGACCUGUGCCUCUGCCCUUAUUUAAUGUGUUUCUCUCCCUGUCUCCUUGGUCCCUGGGGCUCUUUCUCUCCUGUUGUCUCUCGCUGUCUCUGUCUUACUCAGUGUCUGUUUUUCUUUCGUGACUUCUCCCUCUCUUUCUGACUCUGGGCCCCACUCAAUCUGUUUCUCUCACGCACACUUUCUCUCUGGGGCACCCAGGCCUUCCCUACCAUGCGACCUGUCAGUGUCUGGCAGUGGAGCCCCUGGGGGCUGCUGCUGUGCCUGCUGUGCAGCUCGUGCUUGGGGUCUCCGUCCCCUUCCACGGGCCCUGAGAAGAAGGCCGGGAGCCAGGGGCUUCGGUUCCGGCUGGCUGGCUUCCCCAGGAAGCCCUAUGAGGGCCGCGUGGAGAUACAGCGAGCUGGUGAAUGGGGCACUAUCUGCGAUGAUGACUUCACGCUUCAGGCUGCCCACGUCCUCUGCCGGGAGCUGGGCUUCACAGAGGCCACAGGCUGGACCCACAGUGCCAAAUAUGGCCCUGGAACAGGCCGCAUCUGGCUGGACAACUUGAGCUGCAGUGGGACCGAGCAGAGUGUGACUGAAUGUGCCUCCCGGGGCUGGGGGAACAGUGACUGUACACACGAUGAGGACGCUGGGGUCAUCUGCAAAGACCAGCGCCUCCCUGGCUUCUCGGACUCCAAUGUCAUUGAGGUAGAGCAUCACCUGCAAGUGGAGGAGGUGCGAAUUCGACCCGCCGUUGGGUGGGGCAGACGACCCCUGCCCGUGACGGAGGGGCUGGUGGAAGUCAGGCUUCCUGAUGGCUGGUCGCAAGUGUGCGACAAAGGCUGGAGCGCCCACAACAGCCACGUGGUCUGCGGGAUGCUGGGCUUUCCCAGCGAAAAGAGGGUCAACGCGGCCUUCUACAGACCAAUCACCAAGCUUAAAGUCAAACCCAAACCCCGAGUGGGCAGGGGGCCAACCAAGAGGCUGCUGGCCCAACGGCAGCAACACUCCUUUGGUCUGCAUGGGGUGGCGUGCGUGGGCACGGAGGCCCACCUCUCCCUCUGUUCCCUGGAGUUCUAUCGUGCCAAUGACACCGCCAGGUGCCCUGGGGGGGGCCCUGCGGUGGUGAGCUGUGUGCCAGGCCCUCUCUACGCGGCGUCCAGUGGCCAGAAGAAGCAACAACAGUCGAAGCCUCAGGGGGAGGCCUGUGUCCGUCUAAAGGGUGGCGCCCACCCUGGAGAGGGCCGGGUAGAAGUCCUGAAGGCCAGCACAUGGGGCACAGUCUGUGACCGCAAGUGGGACCUGCAUGCAGCCAGCGUGGUGUGUCGGGAGCUGGGCUUCGGGAGUGCUCGAGAAGCUCUGAGUGGCGCUCGCAUGGGGCAGGGCAUGGGUGCUAUCCACCUGAGUGAAGUUUGCUGCUCUGGACAGGAGCUCUCCCUCUGGAAGUGCCCCCACAAGAACAUCACAGCUGAGGAUUGUUCGCAUAGCCAGGAUGCCGGGGUCCGGUGCAACCUACCUUACACUGGGGCAGAGACCAGGAUCCGACUCAGUGGGGGCCGCAGCCAACAUGAGGGGCGAGUCGAGGUGCAAAUAGGGGGACCUGGGCCCCUUCGCUGGGGCCUCAUCUGUGGGGAUGACUGGGGGACCCUGGAGGCCAUGGUGGCCUGUAGGCAACUGGGUCUGGGCUACGCCAACCACGGCCUGCAGGAGACCUGGUACUGGGACUCUGGGAAUAUAACAGAGGUGGUGAUGAGUGGAGUGCGCUGCACAGGGACUGAGCUGUCCCUGGAUCAGUGUGCCCAUCAUGGCACCCACAUCACCUGCAAGAGGACAGAGACCCGCUUCACUGCUGGAGUCAUCUGUUCUGAGACUGCAUCAGAUCUGCUGCUGCACUCAGCACUGGUGCAGGAGACCGCCUACAUCGAAGACCGGCCCCUGCAUAUGUUGUACUGUGCUGCGGAAGAGAACUGCCUGGCCAGCUCAGCCCGCUCAGCCAACUGGCCCUAUGGUCACCGGCGUCUACUCCGAUUCUCCUCCCAGAUCCACAACCUGGGACGAGCUGACUUCAGGCCCAAGGCUGGGCGCCACUCCUGGGUGUGGCACGAGUGCCAUGGGCAUUACCACAGCAUGGACAUCUUCACUCACUAUGAUAUCCUCACCCCAAAUGGCACCAAGGUGGCUGAGGGCCAUAAAGCUAGUUUCUGUCUCGAAGACACUGAGUGUCAGGAGGAUGUCUCCAAGAGGUAUGAGUGUGCCAACUUUGGAGAGCAAGGCAUCACUGUGGGUUGCUGGGAUCUCUACCGGCAUGACAUUGACUGUCAGUGGAUUGACAUCACGGAUGUGAAGCCAGGAAACUACAUUCUCCAGGUUGUCAUCAACCCCAACUUUGAAGUAGCAGAGAGUGACUUUACCAACAAUGCAAUGAAAUGUAACUGCAAAUAUGAUGGACAUCGAAUCUGGGUGCACAACUGCCACAUUGGUGAUGCCUUCAGUGAAGAGGCCAACAGGAGGUUUGAACGCUACCCUGGCCAGACCAGCAACCAGAUUAUCUAAGUGCCACCGCCCUCUGCAAACCACCACUGGCCCCUAAUGGCAGGGGUCUGAGGCUGCCAUUACCUCAGGAGCUUACCAAGAAAUCCAUGUCAGCAACUGCACUCAUCAGACCAUGCACUAUGGGUGUGGAACUGUCAAGCAGAAGUUCUCACCCUCCUUCAGAGGCCAGCUGUCAGUAUCUGUAGCCAAGCAUGGGAAUCUUUGCUCCCAGGCCCAGCACCGAGCAGAAGAGAGCAGAGCCCACCACACCACAAAGAGCAGCACCUGACUAACUGCCCCCAAAAGAUGGCAGCAGCUCAUUUUCUUUAAUAGGAGGUCAGGAUGGUCAGCUCCAGUAUCUCCCCUAAGUUUAGGGGGAUACAGCUUUACCUCUAGCCUUUUGGUGGGGGAAAAGAUCCAGCCCUCCCACCUCAUUUUUUACUAUAAUAUGUUGCUAGGUAUAAUUUUAUUUUAUAUAAAAAGUGUUUCUGUGAUUCUUCA